Molecule: messenger RNA, 2546 nt
Organism: Cuscuta campestris
Lineage: Eukaryota; Viridiplantae; Streptophyta; Magnoliopsida; Solanales; Convolvulaceae
Source: the annotation of a GenBank genome assembly
ACAACCACAUUUAAUAUCCUGACGGUUCAAAAAAAGCGACGAGGUAAAGAACCGUAAAGAAACCCUCGAAGGAGCUUAUAUAUCGCUCACCUAAAAAAAUUAAUUACAUAUUUACAUUAACAUAAAAAAAAUUUAUAACUUAUUCUUCAAAACUCGGACUUCCAUCUGUGGUUGCAUUCAUGUAAUGCUCCGAUUCGAGUUGAGCCUGCAUAGCUUAAUUUACUAGCUAUCGAUCAUAUCAUGGGAGACAUGGAAGAAGGAGCGAAUGUUCAGAGACCACCUUUACUGCGUGGACAUAACUACAAUUUCUGGAAGGGCAGGAUGAGGGCCUUUCUCAAAUCCCUUGGGGGUGGAGUCUGGAGAAGUGUAGAAACUGGGUGGACUGAACCGCGCAAAUACUCUGAUGAUCUGACAACGUCAAGAAUCAAACCAUUCGAAGAAUAUAGCAGAACUGAAGUAACCGCUGCUGAGUUUAAUGACAAAGCCUUAAAUGCAAUCUUUAGGGCAGCGGACUCUACCCAAUACAAGCUCAUCUCAAACUGUGACAAUGCCAAGGAAGCCUGGGAUAUUCUUGAAGUCACGCAUGAGGGAGAUGAGGAAGUGAAGACUGCAAAAUAUCAGAUUUUGAUGACUCAAUAUGAAAAUCUGCGCAUGGACGAGAAGGAAAAGAUCACUAAAUUUCAUGGAAGAGUUAGAGAUAUUGCAAACCAGGCUGCACGACUGAAUGAACCCAUUCCAGAAAACAAGCUGGUUCUCAAGGCGGCAGAAGAAGACGAAGAAAAUCUCCCACAACCCAAUCUGGAAGAAUCAAGCAUGGAGCAACCAGAUUCAAGAUCUGUAGACGCUGAAGUCAGAAAAGACACAGAAGAUGAUGUGAUUCCACACCCUGUAGCCACAAUCCCAGAAACACUGUACCUAGAGCACACAGUCACACAACAAGAAGAGAACAUGCAAAGCAAAAAGAAGGAAGAUCUGCAGUCACAGAAGGAAAUACCAGAGAUUGUGGAUGAAGAACCUUUACUAGCAUGCUCAGAUGUGCCUUUUGAAGAUGUACAAUUCACAACUCCAGCAUCCAAGAAAGCAAUGACGAAACGCACUGGAUCCAGAUGGUCGCUGCGCCAAAAGGCAAAGGAGAAUCAAGAAUCAGAAGGGAUUGAAGAAAUUCAAACAAAAGAAGUGAAAAAGAAGGAACUAAAGCGAAAGGAGAAAACAACGGAUGACCAGGAGGAGAGCUCAAAGAAGCAGAAAACAUCAUCUCCCUUAGCAAAACACACAAUCAGAAGUCAGAUCAACCAAAGGAAAAAUGCAAAAGCAGAAAAGUCACCCAAACCAGGGAAGUUUUCUAAACAUCUGUUUGUUUCAUCAAUUACUAGCUCAUACAUGUCUGAAAUUGCCAAGAAAACCAUUCUGCUACAAAGAAGUAUUGAUGUUGAGGAUUUUGAAGCAAAAACAAACUUAAUCCCUGUGCUGAAAAAGUGUAAUUUGCUUAAAUCAAUUACUCUGCCUGGUUCCUAUGUGAGAAAAGUCAUUCAAGAGUUUUACUGCAAUUUGUCUGAGGGUUGCAACAUUCACACUAACUCUUCAUACCACAAAGUGUUUGUGAGAGAGAAAACCUUUGAUCUGUCCCCUACCAAAAUCAAUCAGUUUCUAAACAUAAAACCUCCCUCCUCUGAAAUCAAUGUGAAUGAAAGACAAGUCUGGACUGACCUCACAAAUGGUGAGCGUAUAUCUCAAUCCACCAAGUCAAAAAUGCCCUCGUCCAUCCUCAAAAGUUCCUAUGCCAUACUGUUCAGGGUUGCUGCAUAUCACUGGCUCCCAACCACCCAUAUGAACACAGUCCCACUCUGCAUAGCCACACUCAUUUACAAAAUCAAGCAUGAGAUACCUGUGAAUCUUGGAAAAAUCAUCUUUGACCAGAUCAUGAGCUUUGCAUCUGAGAGGGCCAAACAGAAUUCUAAUGGGCUUCCUUAUCCUCUUCUUAUUUAUCAAAUGCUCAAAUCUCAGAAACUUGUAGUUGCAGAUGAAGAAGAACCUGCUCCUCCUCUUCUCCAGGGGGGGAAGCCCAAGCAAGAUGAGUCAGAUGAUGCUGCAACACAGGGGGAGCAAAGUGAAGAUGAUGAAGCCACUGAGGAAGGAGAGGACAACGCAGAUGCAGAGGAUGAUAACCUAGCAAAUGAAGAGUCAGACUUUGAGGCUGAACUCCACAAUUAUGCCUCUGCUCUUCUUCUCCUUGGUUUCACAACCACCGUCACAUCUAGUAGCCGCUAUGCAAGAGGCCAGCCACCGUCCAAGCUGGCAGAGCUUAGGAGGAGCAUCGUUGUUGGCCGGAGGAGCCUAGUCGUUAGCGCACUAGUUCACUAGUCACCUUUGUCGUUGUCACAAUUAGGACAGCGUCGCAAGUGCCGUCACACCCACUGUCUUUGCCGCCGUCACUAUCGUCUGCCACAAGCCCACAAUGCUACAAUAAAGAUUCAUAUAGUGUCAAACAGUAGUACGUAUAAUGUCAAAUAUGACAACACAUAAUGCAAUACAUGAACUUGAACAAU